Messenger RNA from Sorghum bicolor (sorghum), 1057 nucleotides. RefSeq names its product heavy metal-associated isoprenylated plant protein 27. The record is from RefSeq and is a predicted model, not a curated record. The transcript has 2 exons. NCBI's taxonomy places the organism in Eukaryota, Viridiplantae, Streptophyta, Magnoliopsida, Poales, Poaceae. Gene Ontology annotation, molecular function: metal ion binding. Bases 224 to 691 code for a protein of 155 amino acids.
CACGUGUCGGGGCGGUACUGGAUUCUCGCCGGUGCCCAAGAUGCCUAUAUUUAUCAAUCAUCAGAGGGCUAGUCUUCCGUCCUCUCCAGCUUCUUCUCCACUUCUCAGCUCUUCAUCAAUCACAAAAGAGUCCUCCUUUGUACUACUGUAGUACAACACACAUCAGAUCAGCAGAGCCUCUUCUUCAUCUUGUGUUGUUGUUUCGUUUUCCCUUAGCGACGCCAUGGGCAUCGUCGACGUCGUCUCCGAGUACUGCUCCUUGCCCAGGUCUCGCCGCCAUCUCAAGAAGAGGAAGCAGUUCCAGACGGUGGAGAUGAAGGUACGGAUCGACUGCGAAGGCUGCGAGAGGAAGGUGAAGAAAGCACUGGAGGACAUGAAAGGGGUGAGCUCAGUGGAGGUGACGGCGAAGCAGAACAAGGUGACGGUGACGGGGUACGUGGACGCCGGCAAGGUGAUGCGGCGGGUGGCGUACAAGACGGGGAAGCGGGUGGAGCCGUGGCCGUACGUGCCGUACGAGAUGGUGGCGCACCCUUACGCGCCGGGCGCCUACGACAAGAAGGCACCCGCCGGGUACGUCCGCGACGUCGUCGCUGACCCUACCGCCGCGCCGCUCGCCAGGGCGUCGUCCACCGAGGUCAGGUACACCGCCGCGUUCAGCGACGAGAACCCCAACGCCUGCGCCGUCAUGUAGAUGGUGGUGAACUGGUGAUGAUGUCGGUGCCGGUGUUGGGGGGACCUGGACGACCUGGACCCUCGAGAGGACGGUGGUGACAGCUUUUGGUUCUAGAUGCUUUUAUUGUUUGAUGUUGGAGCUUUUGCUCAUUUUAUGUUUUUUUGUUUCAUUUUUUUUGUCUCGUUUCUGGGUUUGAGGUAGUAGAGUAGAAGAGAUGUAGUAGUAUGUGUUUUGAUUUUGUGAAAGAAAAGAACGGAUUUGUAAUGGUAGUAGUAAUUUGUAGUAGUGUUGUGGAAACUGAACCGGCAAAAUCGGUCGUCGUUCUUGCUAUUGCCGUCUGUUCAUUUGAGCUGAUGAAUCUGCAGCAAUCAAUCGUUCUUGCUA